Molecule: messenger RNA, 3874 nt
Organism: Xiphias gladius (swordfish)
Lineage: Eukaryota; Metazoa; Chordata; Actinopteri; Istiophoriformes; Xiphiidae
Gene: nub1
Product: negative regulator of ubiquitin-like proteins 1
Exons: 15
Coding region: 297-2099 (600 amino acids)
Biological process (GO): regulation of ubiquitin-dependent protein catabolic process
Molecular function (GO): protein binding
Source: RefSeq, a predicted model, not a curated record
GCUGGUUGUACUAGAACUUUACUCGGGUCUCUCCGUCUCCUGCUACGUUUACUCCACCUCGUCUCGGAAGCGGAUAGAUUGGACUUUAUUUUUUACUGCACUACUUUAUCUGACAGACGUAGUUACUUUACAAAGAAAGGAUUCAAAAGAGCUUUUACAACGCGACGCUCGGUUUUCAAGUUAAAGUCAGACCGAAACCAAUAACGGAUUCAUCGAUAAAUCGACUGAUCGGAAGCCAGUCGGCCUCCACUUUGAAAAUACCAGACAUUUCAUGGUUCCAGCCUCUUAAAUAGACGAUGGCGGAGCAGAACGCCGAGGCGAAGCUGAAGAACCUGCUGAAGCAGGAGAGGAUCCAGCUGUGGAAUCCCCCGUUCACCGACGACGACAACCAGCCGGGAUGCCGGCACAUGCAGGAGCUGGCGGAACGCUACGCCCCCCUGGUGCUUCUGUCUGUGUCGGAGGUGGGGGGCGCUCUGGAGUCCAUCAGAGUUCAGACGGUGAAGAGAGGGAAAGGAAACAAGACGUACAGAGAGACCAACGUGGCAACGCUGGAGCUGCUGCUGCCCAGAGACAGCAGGAAGGAUCCAAAGUCGAAGAAGAACUACCUGGAGACGAGGCUGGACAUGUUGGUUCAGGAGGUGGUGGACAGGAUUGGAGCGGAGUACGGCCUCCAAUACAUCAAACUGAUCCUGAACGGGAAAACUUUGUCCGUAGACCAGCGUCUGGACGAGCAGGGUGUGAAGAACCACAGUAAGAUGAUGGUGCUGAAGGUGAGCGAUGCUGAGUUGAAACAACAGAUGAGUAAGGAGGAGGAGAAGAAGAAGCAGCAGAGCGAGAGCCUCCAGAGGACCCAGAAAGGCUUCCAGAUCCUGUCAGAGAGAGACGGCAGCGAGGACCCAGAAACCACGCCCUUCCUGGAGAUCGCUGACCAGAGGGGGAACCCGCUGAAGAUCCCGCACAAGAAGAGGAAGACUCUGAUCCUGGCCAUGGGUUUUCACGAGAAAGGUCGUUCUCUGAUGAAGAGGAAGCAGUAUGACAACGCUCUGUGUCACCUGCUGCAGGCCGACCAGCAGUUCAGUAAGUGCGACUCGGCUCUGCUCAACGCGGUGGAUAACUACGCCGUCCUGCAGCUGGACAUUGUGUGGUGUUACCGAGCUCUGGAGGCUCUGUCCUGUCUGGAGGACGGCAAGAGCCGCCUGCAGAGAGCCGAGGACUGUUUCCUUCAGUGUUACGGAGAACAGCGGGAGAGGCUGCUCAUGAUCAAGGGUAACACGGGCAGAGAGGAGGUGUUGUUUCUCCGGCUGUAUCUCCUCCAGAGUCUCCUCUCCUACAUCGAAGGAAACGACGCUCAGGCCCGACACCAGCUCUCCAAAGUGGAGUCUCUCUACAGCCGUCUGUGUCUGGACUCGGAGAAAAUGGCUCAGCUGAUGGCUCUGGGUUUCUCGGAGAGAGAGGCCCGGCUCGGACUCAGAGCCUGUCGGGGGGACCUGCAAGAGGCCGCUAUCCACAUCAGCAACCGCAGACAGGAGCGGGAGGAGCUGAAGCAGAGGGAGAGGCAGAGGAGGAGGAGGAGGGUUGAGGACAUCGCCAGCCUCAUGGAGCUGGGAUACUCCCGGAGAGACGCCGCCAGAGCUCUGCACCGCGCUGACGGAGACCUCAACAAAGCUUGCGAGAUCCUCCAGGACUCCAGUGCGGCUGCUCAGGCCACCAAUAACAACACGGAGGGGGCGGUGAGUCCGGAGAGGGUGGAGCAGUUGUUGUAUUUGGGUUUCGAGAGGGGCGCGUCUGAAGCAGCUCUUGCUCUGACGGGCGGAGACGUCCAAUCAGCGACUCAGCUGCUGCUGGACAACGGGGGCGUCCUCUCCCCGCACUCCACCUCCACCUCCACCUCCACCUCCACCUCCUCCUCCACCUCCCCCUCCUCGGAGGAGCCCACCACCUCCUCCAACUUCACAGAGGACGACGAGCUAGUGAGCGAAGUGUUGGAGGACAUCUCCCGUCACGAGGAGGACUAUCUCGACCUGACGCUGGAGGAGGAGAGCGAGCUCAUGGACACCAUAAAGAGCUACCUGAACCGAGGCUCCGCACACACCGUGUGACACACACACACACACACACACACACACACACACACACACACACACACACAGUGCUUUAUCUGCCCUCCGAUAGCAACUUAAAGCAUGAAAGCGUUGUUUUCUGCAGUUACUUCAGUCAUAAAGUUGAAAAACGUCACAGCGACGUGCCAAAGCACAGGCGAGACGUCAAACCACGAGGCAGCACUCUCCGCGCCGACCAACGGCGGCUUCACCUCCGAAAUAAUCAGGUUCUCUCUUUAUGGCCGUCCUGACAAACUAAAAUCAUUAGUGGAAAAAGUCUUGUUUUCCUUAACAGUUCAGCUGCUUCCGAGCCGUUGUGUCUGCUGAAGAAAUGAACCUUGUUGGACCACAUCUGGUUAUGGGUUGAAUUCGUGACUCUGAAGUUAGUUCAAAGCUCCUGAAUCAAGGUCCUUCAGGCUGCUGUCCCGGGGUUUUUGUUUAUCAUGGAAAAAGUUCAGUUUGAGAAAAGCAGCACCCUGACUUUAUUUGAAAACAAGAUUCAUUUCUCUGCUGUUUCUUAGUAUUUUUCCUUCUAAAUGUAUAAAUAUUCUUUUCUAAAUUAAAUCAUUAGGUAUCUUUCUGUAGCUGCUUGACUGGAUUUUUUUUGGUUUGGUUUUUUUGUUGAUAAAGCAAACGAAUGUCUGCUGCUUUGAAGCGAGACUUAAGGUUCAGGAAACCUGAACCUCUUUUAUUGUUGCUCUGAUACAAUAAGCAGACUUCCGUGUUAUGUUUGUGACAAAGCAGCAGUUUGUGAUCUGAUUUGAAAUGAACUUCAUGUUAAUGUUGAGUUCCGUGUGGUUUGUCUCAUGUUGAUGGAGCCAAUAAAGAAAAUGAAGGUUCAAACCAGGUGGGACCAGUUCUUCCUCGGCCGAACCGGCUCAUACCUCCACAGUUUUAAUUGUACUUUUACUUUCGCAUUGAUCUCAUGCUCUUAUUUUGUACACCGAUGCACGACGUCCUCGUCUUCCCGUGUCCUCUGCCGACACGCGGCACACGCUCGGUCCGCUCACAGUUCCUCAUAAUAACAACCAGCCAUUGAUUGUGAUUGUUGAAGCAGGUCCCCUCUCAGUCCAGGUUCAGCACUGGAGCCGGUCAGACGGCCCUCCCCGUCGGCGAGACGUAAAAACCGCUGCUACUUACACCCAGCGAGCACUUUAUUAGGAACACCUCACUACGACCGGGUGGUUCCUCCCUCUGCUCCGUAAACAGCCUCAGGUCUCCGUGGCCUGGAUUCCACCAGAUGUCGGUAAUUUUCCACUGAGGUUCUGGUCCAUGUGGACGUGACUGCAUCGCAUCAUUGCCGCAGAUUUGUCAGCUGCACGUUGAUGCCGCCAAUCUCCCGUUCUACCUCGUCCCGAAGGUGUUCUACCAGAUCCGGAUCCGGUGACCGGGGAGGCCACUGAACUCAACGACAUGUUCAGGAAACCGGUUUGAGACGACUUUUGCUUCGUGACACGGAGCAUUAUCCUGCUGGAAGUAGCCAUUAGAAGAUGGUGAACUGCGACCACAGAGGGAAGCACAUGGUCGUCACCAGCACUCAGACCGGCUGUGACAUUCAAACCAUGAUUGGGUCGCGUGAAGGAGCCAAAUAAAGUUCUCAGAGAGUUUAACUAUCAAAACUUUCUUCUGAAAAGUUUCUAAGUCUCAUGAAACAAUCUGCGGCGUCACCUAAGAACUGAACGCCCGUCCCCUCUGUGACUCACCUCUCAGUACUCGUCCUCUGCUGCCUGUCACCUGGUCUCAGGUCGGCGAUUCGCUUUUAUUACCGACUCUUG